Prunus armeniaca (apricot) is the source of this 1347-nucleotide messenger RNA. The record is from the annotation of a GenBank genome assembly. NCBI's taxonomy places the organism in Eukaryota, Viridiplantae, Streptophyta, Magnoliopsida, Rosales, Rosaceae.
AUGAAAAAAGUCAUGCCACCACCACCUGCGGCAACAUGUCUUGCUUUUCACCCCCGAGAUGACAGUAUAGUUGCUAUUGGCAUGGACAAUUCCACCAUUGUUACAUGGAAGCUUGAGGGUCACGCCAAAAGAGUCACUAGCCUUUCCUUCUCGAACACUCUGAAUAUUUUUGUGUGGGGUGCUGCUGCUGGAAAUAACAAUCACUACUCAAUGAAGAUCUAUUUCCAGAUCAGAAAGGAAAAUUUCCUUGAGGCCAUUGACAAGGAUCAUAAGGCAAUCUCUAUAUGUGGAGAUAUAAAGUCUAUGAGGAAGACUAUGAUGAAAGAACUCAGGCAAAUAACUGAGGCAAAUCCAGUUUUCCGUGGCAAACUGAAGCAUCCUAGCAUCAAAAGUCGUAGAUUACAUAAUCUCAUUAACCAAAGCUUGAAUUGGCAACAUAAACAGUGUAAAAACUCUCGUCCAAAUCCAGUCAUUAAUACUCUUUUCGUUGAUCAUGUUUGUGAACCACAGGAAGAUGUUCCUUUGCCUCUACCAAUUGAAAACAAUUUGGAAGACUGUUUGUCUUUGUCUCUAUUGACUGGGAACAGUUUGCAAGUAAGAUAUGUUCUGCAACAUCAAAUCCACUUGCAACUUCUUCUGCUGAGCCAAAAGUUUAUCUGUAACACAAGGUGCGCUUUCUCCAGGAGCAGUAUCUCUCAAUGCUGCAAAGAGCCUAGGUAUUUUAUUUUAGUUCUUCAAGGGAUGUUGUUGGGUACUGCUAUAGAGGUCAUUGACUAUCCAUGCUUGGCCAAAAAAAUGUUCUUUCCGAUUUUGGAUGAGUUAAAAUCAACUGUUACUGAUCCUGGCCAAAGUCACAUGUGCCAUACCCAAUGGUUUGCCCACUACUGUUGCCUGACACUACAUGAAGGCUCAUCUCCAAUGAGCAUGGAUUUUCAUCCCACUUGGCAGACAAUUCUUCCAUUUGGAACUUGUGUUGGAGACAUAGGACCACCAUGGGAUGUUAGUUCCGGGGAAAAGUUGCUUUCGAGAAAUUUUAGAGUCUGGAAUCUUGACGCAGGCCCGAUGGCCUUAAAGGAAGCUCUGGUCAAAGAUUCAUAUGCAUCUGUUAAUCAUAUCCGAUGGAGUCCUGAUGGUUCUAUAUUUGGUGAGAAUGGGUUGCAUAUGCAAAGCACAUUGUGCAAUUAUAUUCUUAUAAUGGAGGCAACAACAAUUGGAAGUCAUGAAGCUCCUGUCUGUUCUGUCUGUCCUCAUACCAAAGAAAAUGUCCAUGUAAGGGCCACUUUGGGUAUUGAUGUUGUGGUUCUGCCAAGGAGGGAAACAAUCAGAGUCACGAGCGACCAAGUGUAA